AUGCGCACCUUUGGUCUUGCCCUUCUGCCGCUAUGCGGUCUCAUUGUUGCAUCGCCUGUAGCUGAUCCACCGCAAAGUGUGGACAUUCACAACUCACCUCCAUCGGAUCUUAAGAUACCGCCCAAGCAGAUUUUGUUCACCAAAUGUCUGGAUAACCCCUUCCCCAACGGCAUUCCAAAUCAGCCGGGCAAAUGUGAUGGGAAAUUUCCGUCCAACGACCGCUUCCGCACCAUCGGAACCAGUGGUCCUCUAUAUCACGAGAAGGACUCCAGAUGCAGUGAUACUGAAAAGAAUAUUUUCGAGACAGCUCUCUGGGAGGCGGCGACGCUUGCUUCAUAUUCGUCCAACCUCCCAAAUAACGGGGCGGGCUCCAGAGGCUCUGCGUCAGCCUUGUGCAAAGAAUCAUGCAAAUUCUCACCGAUUACCUUAACUGGAACUUAUCAAAGCCCCUCGUCUUUCUCAAGCUCAAUUCCUCCUGGGAGCAGUGGAAUCAGGUACCCAGUGUCAGUCAAACCUGGAGUUAGCCCGCGUCCUUCUCCCCCUCCCAAGACUACUGUUAGCUUAUCAAGCUCUGUUUCUCUAGGAACAGAGCAUACUUUGUCUGAACUUUUUGGUAAAGUGGGAGAUGCUCUUUCCCCGAGGCCCGUCGUCAUGGGCUCAAAAACUGGUAUCUAUGGUCUGACCACUUUCAUUCCGAUCAUCUCUGGCGGACCGAUUACAUCCCCGUCAGCUACUUCCAAUCCUACACUGGAAAUCAUUGCACCAACAAGUCCGGAGGCUCAGUCGAGUAUUAGCCACCUGUCAGCGGAGCUUGUUGGCCUUAUUCGCAAGAUUAACUCAUGGGUCGAGCAUCCUGACGCCCCCGAGGCUACAGGCGUUAUUCAUGCUAUCGAGAAUAUUCAUCCGGAUAUUGAGGGCCUCCUCAAGAGGCUCGAUCCCGAAUCGGGCUCAAGGAGUUGUAAGAGCACGAGUAGGAAACGCAUUAAGAGAGACAUCUCUAGCCGCAGCGCUUUCCUGUCCUUGUUUGAUCUCGUGGAUAACACCCUUUGUUCAGUAAAUGAUAUCAGAAACAAUGUCAGGGACAACAUUCUGAACGACGUGAAAUCGAACCUCAAGGACCUUCAGAAUGAGGUUGACAGCCUUCCUCAAGAAACGGGGCCAGAUAAACAGCCCACUCAGUCUCGAAGCCAAUCGUCUUCGAACCCAUCAACUUCAUCGUUAUCUUGCUCUGCGCCAGCAACAGUCAGCGAUUGCAGUGUCAUUUGUGACAUAUCAACCCUACCCACUUCUACCGUAUCUUGCUCUACCACUUGCUAUUCUACAUUCUUGGAUUGUAGUUCGACAGGCACAAUCACAACCACCACUGUCGAAGCUUGUACAAAACCCUCAGGCUGGAGCAAUGUGGCGGACGGGGAGGAUUUUCCUAUGUCCCAGCACCUUGGCACAUCAGGUAUAGCUGCACCCAGUGGCGCAAGUGCGUCCUGGCGCUCUACGCCAAUUGCACGGAGCCUACGACUGGGAGCUCGGCCCAGCUCCUCAGUUCCUGUAGUGACAAGUGUCGGCUUCCCAACCUCAUCGAAUGCAACCAUCAAGUUGAGCACAUCCAUCCCAGAUUGUCUGGCAGAUGGGGCUCCGUGGUACAGCCCUACAAGUUGGUGCGACUGUGGACCGGGUUCAACCUAUCCAACACUGCCUGUUACCUCUGGUUCUACGAUAGCCAAUUGUGCAUACACUUCGCUGCCUGCAUCAACCAUUCAACCUGCGAGUACGUCCGCCGCGCCAACGAAUAUCCCAGGCCAAGGCGGUAUUCCGGCCUGUGUUGCGGUUGCUUCAAGCAAGGAAACAUCAGCAUACUGUAACUGCGGUGGUAUACUGGCUCCAACCCUCAAUCCCACCGCUUCUGGGCUGCUAAACUGUGCCUACACGGCUCUGCCAACUCAUUCCUACAACCCGGGGCGGACGCCGCCAUCUGCUACGCCAGCCCGCUCAUAUGCACCUGGAAAGUGCAAGGUGCAUAUCGUGCAAGCCCUCGGACAACAAUUUAGAGAUCCUGAAGUCGUGCUCGGCAUUAAUAUCACUGACGCGCAUGGCACCACUAUUGGUAAUAACAAGGGCUCCGUUAAGUGGGGUCAAACACUCAAUACAGACAGUCUACUCCCAUGGGUCCUCAUAAGCGGCCCGGUUUAUUUUGCGUAUGCUUCGCAAACGUGGGAUGCCACCUCUUCACAAUGCUCGGUGGGAGACUGGAAUAACGGCAACGCGAACGACUCCUUUGGAUCCCUGAUUUUCGGUGAAGACUUUUUGCCUAAUCGCCAAAUCGAUUGCUUAUUUGACUGCCCGGCUCCAGAUAAUAGUGAGAAACGGGAUAUGGUUGAGCAUCAUGACAAAGUAUGGAAGCAAGACUUGAAAAGUCCUUCGCCGACUAUCGGCAACGACCCGUCACCUAGUGUUGAACAACUCUAUGAGAUACGAGAUCUGAAUCCCCAAGCAAGCCAUGGCGCAGCGUGGGUCAAGUACGCCCCAAGUGGAGCACGAUAUUUCAAAGAGUGGCAAGAAAAGACAGGCAAUGACAUAGUAUACUCAUGCGACUUCGACGAUUUCUUCAAUGUCGUAGCCUUGAACCGAGCACAGCCAGCGAGCGGUAUCCGAGGCAUCCUCCAAGAAGCAGGAUACGGCACUGGCCGGGAGUAUCUCGCUGUCUCUAUCGAAGGCCCCAAGGAAAACCCCAUCGCUGACUUUACCAACACCAUCAGCGCCACCCAGGGCGUCUUUCUGGCCAACGCGAACGACCGCGGCAGCCCACCUGUGGCCUGGCAGUUUUCAGCGGUUGCCUGGGAAUUGUGGAAAAGAACCGUGCUGACAGAGAACCCGGAAUGGAAAAAUGACAUGUCAAAAGCAGACUACUCAGGCAUCACGUCUUUCUGGCGCCGGCGGGAGAUCGACAAUGAGGACACCCAGUACGGCGUCUUGCUUAAUAAUUAUGCACUGGAGAAUGGCCGCUACGCACCGCCGUACACCCAGUCCAUCCUCCACGACGCUUUCAAUGACCUGGAUAUCAAUUCCAUCCAGACGUGGCACCCGGCCGAUACUAAUCAAGAUACCAACCCUUUCUGGGCGCUGCUGGGGAGCCCCAAUGGCAAUGGAAUCCAGCACUUCUUGACGGAUAACAAGGUGGAGCUAAAGGGUAAAGACGUCAAGAAGAUGCGAAGGCCUAGCCAGGAUCUCGCUUCUGACCCGAUACCUCUGCCCGAACCACACGUGCUUCCCACAAUGGAGACUAAGAUGAGGUUCAGGCAUUUCGUUAAAUCCCUGCAAGGAAAGAACGUAUCCGAAGUGCUGUAUGCGCUGUAUACCUUCUUUGAGAUGCUGGAGGACCGAGUUCCAUGUCAGACACAGCAUAUGAUUCUUCAGUCAAUCCAGCGGCAUCUUGAAUAUCAUGCAUUUUGGUACCUCAAGCGGUAUUUCCUCCCAGACUCUACGGAGGUUGGGACAGUUCUGGACGGCCAUGGAGACAUUUCGUGGUGCUACUACAAGCCCCUGAAAUCAGAUUUUCUUUUCACUCUACCUACAACCUGGGCAAUCUCAUACUAUUAG
Penicillium subrubescens is the source of this 3594-nucleotide messenger RNA. RefSeq lists its product as uncharacterized. The transcript is spliced from 6 exons. The record is from RefSeq and is a predicted model, not a curated record. Lineage: Eukaryota; Fungi; Ascomycota; Eurotiomycetes; Eurotiales; Aspergillaceae. The coding region runs from base 1 to 3594 and encodes 1197 amino acids.